UUUUUUUUGGUAGUCUGCACAUGCGCACAAAGAUUGUUUUGUAGGACUUCCAAGAUGGCGGAGGGCAUCACUGAUCUGCGAGAGAAGCUGCAAAACAGAGACCGUCUGCCGCAGAGACUCACCAUGCAGGGCAGUCGGAAGCGCCGACGGAGUGCAGACGACUUGGAAUUUCAGCAGGACAGGCACGAGCCCGGGAUCAGCGACAGGUCCGCCAGACAGAAGGACUUCAACUCACCACCCAAGGAUCGGCAAGAGGAGCUGCGCAGAAUCCACCAAGGCAUCCGCCAGCGCAUUCUUUUUUCACACGAGGAAUGUGAGAAAAUUGAGGAUAAAAUCGAGGAAAUCAUUCGACGAGCAGACAGAGGGUGCUACAAGGAGCACACCGUUGACAGAGCACCGCUAAGAGUCAAGUACUUCUUCGGCGAGGGUUACACGUACGGGUCGCAGUUGGAGAGGAAGGGACCCGGCAUGGAGAGACUGUACUCAAAAGGCGACGUCGAUGACAUCCCGGAUUGGAUCUUCAAAAUGGUGGUCAGCAGGUUGGUUGAAGCCAAGAUCAUACCAGAAGGCUUUGUAAACAGCGCGGUUAUCAACUGUUACUUGCCGGGAGGCUGUAUCGUCUCGCAUAUCGACCCGCCCCACAUCUUCGCCCGCCCGAUCGUGUCCGUGUCGUUCUUCAGCGACAGCGCGCUGUGCUUCGGCUGCAAGUUCAGCUUCAAACCCAUCCGGGUCUCCAAGCCGGUCCUGUGUCUUCCUGUAGCCAGGGGCUGCUGCACGGUACUCAGUGACUAUGCGGCAGAUGAGAUCACACACUGUGUGCGGCCACAGGACAUCAAACAUCGACGAGCAGUCAUUAUUCUCAGACGUGUUCGUGAUGAUGCCCCCCGCCUGGGCCCCAACACGGAGGUACAGAUGGUCCACGUCAAUCAUGACAGAGGAGAGGAGAACAACAGGGACAGUACAGACCACAGACGGAGCACCUUUCAUUCAGAUUCGAGCUCCAGACAUGGCAGUUUCCACUCCAUGAACCGUAUUGUCAUCAAAGGCCCAAAGCUGGACGUGGAUCAUGUCAGCCCGCGGGAGAGACAGCAGCCCGCGGCAGAGAGACAGCAGCCCGCGGCGGAGAGACAGCAGCCCGCGGCGGAGAGACAGCAGCCCGCGGCGGAGAGACAGGUGGUGUCUCAUCUCAGCAGCUCGGCCUCGCGCCGCAGGGUCAAGUUAUACAGGCCCAAACAUCUGUAGUUCCACCAGCAUCCUAUAUACAACAUACCUUCAAUCUACAUGUGUAGGGCUUAAAGGUAUCCAAGGCAAGCUCAGGGUGGUAAAAUGUUCUUGAUGAGGAAAUCUGUUUGAUUGACAUAUUAUAUUAUAUUAACAUUUACUGCCAUUUCUGAGCACUUUUUUUUCAUCAUCUUAUACUAUUUUAUAAGCGUUUAAAA
Molecule: messenger RNA, 1439 nt
Organism: Branchiostoma belcheri (Belcher's lancelet)
Lineage: Eukaryota; Metazoa; Chordata; Leptocardii; Amphioxiformes; Branchiostomatidae
Product: RNA demethylase ALKBH5-like
Exons: 4
Coding region: 55-1242 (395 amino acids)
Biological process (GO): mRNA processing; mRNA export from nucleus
Cellular component (GO): nucleus
Molecular function (GO): oxidative RNA demethylase activity
Source: RefSeq, a predicted model, not a curated record